AUGGAUUUCUUGCCAACGAUCGAAGAUCCACGUCAUACGCCUGGAAAGCGACACGGUUACGCAAAGGAACAAUUGUCACCUCACGCACUCACGAACAAUAAUCAAAAAUCUCUACUUAACAGUUUUAUCACUACUCCACCGGUUUCUAAGCCAUCAAAUCACUUUAUCAGUAAUGCUAACAAAUUUUAUCUGACUAAGCAACAAAAUCAGGAACGUAACAGUUACACGUCAUCUUACCCAAUCCGGAAAUCUGCAUUCUUAGUAUACAGCAAUUCUUCGAAUCAGAAAGCACCAGAAAUGCAGAUAGAUCCACCAACUAUCAUCGGCAAUCCAUUAAUUACUCGUAACGAUAUCCUAAAGCCAAAGCCAAGAUAUGCUACAUCUGUUAGCCAAGUUUAUAACAAAGACUCAAUAAAACUUGGCAGUGCACAAUAUUCCGAUAAUAACAAUAGUACUGGAAGACAAAUAAUAGGAGUAGACCUAGUCACUAACAGACAAGAAGGAUUACAACAACAGUCAAUGCAAAUGGCUUGCUUUGAAUUGAAAUCCAGAGAGGUACCAAUUAUAUCAGAAAAGAAAAUGGAUGAUAUGCCACGAUUGAAAAAUUUUAAAAAUAUCUUAAAUAAAUUCCAGAUAGCAAGUGAUUAUGCAUUACGACAAAAGCAGCAACGAGAACAAAAUCGAUAUAAUAGCAGCGAUGAUCGAUCGGAUCAAGAAUUUAACAGUUCAGAUUGGGAGCAAUCAUCUGAGCAUGCAUAUUCCGAGAAGAAUUACAAGUUGGCAAAGAAUAAACAAAGGCAUUUACGACCAUUUACGGUAUCUGCUGGGAAAAACAUUCGUAGCAGUUUACCGAAACAAUGGCUUACGAGGGCAAAUGAUACGUACGUGAACGUAGAAGGACGUUCAGCAACAAUGUCUGGCAUGUCACCUGUGCCACCAUCACCGCCAAUGUCAUCUCAUAAGCCGCCAAAUAGAACCAGCAGUCUAAGAAUAAUAAGUAUGAAACAACGAGGAUUUUUCAAUAAUAAUUCCCACCGGAAUGAGCAAAUGACAUGUCAACUUCACAAUGUCAACGAUCCUAGGCCAAUUACAGAAAAUGAGACAAGAAUAAGUCCAGCUGGCACACCAUCAUCCUCUUCUCACGGUUGCAUUAUCCGAUGUGUCUCAACGGAUAGUUACAAGAGAGUGAUACCAGUGGCGCAGAUGUCGUCAGCUUCCCCGUCAUUACCGCCAUCAAAAUCGCAAAGUAUUAGCAGUGAAACGGAAGACGAUGAUGAUUCGGCAUCUGUUAUCGGACUCUAUAAACAGGCUGAGCCUUCUUUAUUCAUCCAUUCAAAUCCAAUAAAGUCUGACCUUACAGUUGGAAACAUAUGGAACCCACCGAUACUUGUCGAGAUUAGAGCAAAACAAGAUGAGGAGCAACGCAUACUUCGACAUACUCUGGGAUAUCGGAAUAGCCAAAAAUAUCGCUUCUUAAUUAUUCCACGAUAUAAUUUGCUAACAUUCAAAUCAUUUGCUGCGAAUCAUCAAAAUGAUGUCAGUGAAGAAUACGAACUAAAGAUAUGCUUCAUCUUAUUACAACUUAUCUAUGCAUUGAAAUCUUUUCAGUUGAACGGUAUUGAAGCGAUUAGCGAUGAUUUAAGUGAAUUCAUCCUGAUGUGCAGAUAUACUCGAAUUAAUCAAAAGAUUGGCAACAUGGAUCACCUACCAAGAGUUUUGCUACUUCAAGAGACAUUUAGAAUAACGAAAAAGCCUACCAUAGGAUUAUGUGACUACUGUCUCAAAAUACUUGCAACGAUGUUGAACCUAAACAAUAAUUCUCUAACAAGUUUUACAUACCCCAUCCAGGAAUGCGCUAAAGCAUUGCAACAAGACAAAUCUAGUUCGUUGACCGAGGCAAAAAACGCACUAGAAUUUGGGAUUUUCGUUGGCCAUGAUGCUCCUUCAUUCAAUGAUGAAGAAGACGCACAAGCUUGGAUUGAUUCAAAACGAGCCGACUUUGUUAAUUACCUGUUCCGUGAAGUCGCUGACGGUUCCUGCUUAGUAAACGAAGUAUACGAACAGUUGCGUCUGCAGUUCCUUCUCUCAAUCACACCACAAACGCUGUUGAAAGUGGUCGGAAACAUGUAUUUAUAA
Molecule: messenger RNA, 2136 nt
Organism: Brugia pahangi
Lineage: Eukaryota; Metazoa; Nematoda; Chromadorea; Rhabditida; Onchocercidae
Source: the annotation of a GenBank genome assembly